Molecule: messenger RNA, 1670 nt
Organism: Carassius carassius (crucian carp)
Lineage: Eukaryota; Metazoa; Chordata; Actinopteri; Cypriniformes; Cyprinidae
Gene: rgs9a
Product: regulator of G protein signaling 9a
Exons: 17
Coding region: 147-1589 (480 amino acids)
Biological process (GO): G protein-coupled receptor signaling pathway; intracellular signal transduction; regulation of G protein-coupled receptor signaling pathway
Source: RefSeq, a predicted model, not a curated record
GGUUUGCUGCUCCAAGAGCGUGUGCGUGACGUGCAGCAGGGACCUGUCCUGCAUUGUCCACCACUCUUUCAGAAAACCUCUAAUUAUUUUCUCAAAACAAGACUUGUUUUCUGCUCUUAAAAUCAUUUAUUUUGACGGUCUACAAAAUGACUAUAAGAUCGAACCGAGACCAUGGACAACGUUAUCGGCCACGAAUGUCCUGCCUUAAAAAGUUGGAGGCCACAGUGGUUCAGAUGCAGGUCCCUUCGACUGGAGUGAAGGGAACAGAUCAGAAGCUAAACGUUACAGUCAUUCCCCAUGUCAUUACUGGUCAGGAUAUUGUUGCAUGGAUCACCAAAAAUAUGAACAUCGACAAUGAUGAGGCUCAAGCAUUUGGCACAAUGCUUGUGGCAUUCGGGUAUAUCUACCCUCUGCAGGACCACAAAAAGCUUGUCCUCAGACCAGAUGGCAGUGUGUACCGCUUUCAGACCCCCUAUUUUUGGCCUGUGCAGAAAUGGAAGGCUGAGGACACUGAUUAUGCAAUCUAUCUGGCAAAGAGAAACAUUCGAAAAAAGGGAGUGCUUAAUGCUUAUGAGCAGGAGGAAUACAGCAGGCUUCACAAAUGGAUGAACCACAAAUGGGAUUUUAUUGUGAUGCAAGCGAAAGAGCAGUACCAUGCUGGGAAGGCGCGUCAGAAGGCAGACAGGGUUGUGUUUGACUGUCAGGAAAGAGCCUACUGGAUUGUCCACAGGCCUCCACCUCAAACUCACAGCGCUAUGGAUUACGGCCUGGAUCGUCAUAUUGACCCUAAUGCGGAGGAGAAAAAAACCUAUGAUUACUACAGAAGAAUUAUCAUCUACACACAACAGGCCGUCAUGAGGUCAAGGGUCAAGUCUUCAGUGUCUCUUGGAGCCCUGGCCAAGUAUAUAACAACAUUUAAGAACCACGACCCAUUCCUCGUUCCCUGCCUCCCCAGCAAUCCCUGGCAAACCGAUGACGACUCUUACUGGGAGUUGAAUGCGCCAGAUGUUGAAAUUCCCACAAAGAUGAGAGUGGAGCGCUGGUCCUUUAGCUUCUACGAGUUGCUUAAUGACUCACGGGGCCGUGCAGACUUCAAGAUUUUCCUAAAGAAAGAAUUCAGCGGUGAGAAUCUAGCUUUCUGGGAAGCUGCUGAGGAGCUGAAAUGGGGCACGGCAGCUUCUAUGUCAGAGAAAGCAGAGCAAAUUUUCAAAACCUUUUUGGCCCCAGGAGCACCACGCUGGAUCAACAUUGAUGGCAGGACAAUGGGUCUUACAGUAAAGGGACUGGAACAUCCUCACCGAUACGUACUAGAUGCUGCCCAAACUCACAUCUUCAUGCUGAUGAAAAAGGAUACCUUUUAUCGCUACCUGAAAUCACCAGUUUACAAGGAAAUGCAGAAAAAGGCCAUUUCACCAGCACCACACAAUUUCACUGAGGCCCAGCUGCAGCAGAACAUGAGGAACCGCAGGCCGAGCAUCGACCCCAUCAUCACCUGGCAGAAGGAGCAGGAAGAGAAAGCAAAGGCAGAAGCCGCAGCUGGACCCAUAGACAUUAAAAAACUGAUGGCCAGCAAACUAGAUCGCAAAUAGAAAGUCAGAGACAGAGAUGCAUGCUGAAAAUGCUUUACCUAACAAGCCAUGUACAUACGACUGCCGAACAGUUAGUUCCUA